AUGAACCACCAACCACCGAAACAGCACCAGCACCAGCACUCGAACCCAACCCGUACCCAGAUCCUAGCAGAAACCCUACGCAACAAAUCCACACUCCUCACCUCGCUCUUUAUUCUCUCCUACCAGGGCGCGGAAGUCGCCCUGGGCGGUUGGAUCGUAUCCUUGCUCAUGAGCGCGCGCGGCGGCGACGCCGCGACCGUCGGGUACGUGGCGUCAGGCUUCUGUGGUGGCAUCGCCCUGGGCCGCUUCAUCCUCAGCGGGCUCUGCGGCGCGUGGGCCGAGCGCCGCGCCGUCGUCGCGCUCCUCGCGGGCACGGUGGGCAUGGAGAUCCUCGUCUGCCUCGUACCGAAUGUUAUCGGGCGCGGGAUGAGCGUCGCGCUUGCGGGGUUUUUUACUGGGCUUGACGGAGCGCGCCACACCCGUGCACAAUGGACGUCGUCACCCGCCUGCUCUCGCGCAAACUGCACGUCUCCUCGCUCUCCUUCAUCGCCGCGUUCGGGCAGGGCGCUCUGGCCGUUCACCGCGGGCUUCAUUGCGCAGUUCAAAGGACCGUUUGUCGUGCACCCCGCGGCGAUCGGGAGCUGCGUCCUGAUGGAGGUGCUCUGGCUCCUCCUGCCAAAGGUCCCCAAGAGGGCCAUCUAA
Molecule: messenger RNA, 642 nt
Organism: Gloeophyllum trabeum ATCC 11539
Lineage: Eukaryota; Fungi; Basidiomycota; Agaricomycetes; Gloeophyllales; Gloeophyllaceae
Exons: 3
Coding region: 1-642 (213 amino acids)
Cellular component (GO): membrane
Source: RefSeq, a predicted model, not a curated record